AUGCCGCCUUCUUCGGCAGAAGAUGUUCCAAAGGAGGAUGGUGAUCUGAAACCUACUGUCAAUGGGUUGAAGGAGCCAUCCAAGCCUAGCUCUAAGAUAUCAUUUGUUCAAGUGUUCGAUGAUGACGAAGAAGAGGAAGUACUUGUGGAGAAAAAUAAGUUUGAUAAAUUCAUAAAUUAUUUGUUCUGUCGUGGUGACUUGGCAGAUGAAACUCUCAAGGCUCGUCCGGUCCCACUAGUCGGCUUGUUCCGUUAUUGCACCAAAUUCGACAUACUCUUGUUGGCCAUAGGAAUACUCGGAGCUAUAGUCAGUGGCUUUGCACAGCCUCUCUUAUCACUUUUCUCUGGAGACGUUUUUGACAUCAUGUUGAAUGUCCCUCAUGAUGAUCCAACUUUCCGAUCUAAGGGAUUUCUAUACGUUUACCUGUAUAUUGGCUUAGGAUUAUUCAUUUUGGUCGUCAACUUCAUUCAAUUCUGCUGUUUCCAACAUGUCUGCUGUCGGUUGGUGGCUCAGAUUCGUCAUAACUAUAUGAAGAGUAUACUGAGACAGAACGCAGGAUGGUUUGAUAAGAAUCACUGUGGUGUUCUGACAACUCAGCUUAACGAUAACAUCGAGAGAAUCCGUGAAGGAAUUGGUGACAAAUUGGGAAUGUUGAUUAGAGGAUUUGCCAUGUUUACAGCUGCAUUGAUAGUAGCUUUUAUGUAUGACUGGAGAAUAGCUUUAUUCAUGAGUCCUGUAGCUGUCCUCAGCUGUGGUUGUAUGAGUUUGAUGAGUAGAAAAAUGGCUGAGGCUACUUCCAAAGAAUUGGCUGAUGUGGGUAGUGCUGGAGCCAUAGCAGAAGAAGCCAUUAUGGGCAUUCGUACAGUGCAAGCUUUCAAUGGGCAGGAAGAAAUGAUUGGAAGAUAUCGUGAUGCCCUAUCAAAGGGAAAGAAGCAUGCUAUGACGAAAAGUUUCUGGAGUGGUUUCUUAGGAGGAGUCUUCUACGUCAUCCUUUUCCUGUUUAUGGGAUCUGGCUUGCUAUUGGGAGGAUACUUAUACCGUAUAGGGACUAUAGACAAUCCAGGAAAUGUUAUAACAGCUGUGUUAUCAAUGAUGAUUGGUGCAUACUUUUUGGGACUCAUUUCACCUCAUCUGAUGGUUCUAUUGAACGCUCGCGUAGCAGCAGCCAUAAUCUACCAAACAAUUGACAGAAAACCCAGAAUUGAUGUAUACUCAAAGUCUGGAACAAAGCCGAAUGAACUCACGGGAGACAUCGAAUUCAUUGAUGUUCAUUUCCGGUAUCCUACUCGUCGAGAUGUAAAGGUUUUGGACGGAAUAAAUUUGCGCAUAGAAAAGGGACAAACAGUCGCAUUGGUAGGUCAUAGUGGUUGUGGAAAAUCAACGACUAUUGGACUUUUAACUCGUCUCUAUGAAGCCGAAUCAGGCCAAACUCUGAUAGAUGGAAUAGAUGUUAGAGACUUAAAUAUUGAAUGGCUUAGAAACAAAAUAGGAAUAGUACAACAAGAACCAAACUUGUUCAAUGACACCAUAUCUGAAAACCUAAGAAUUGGAUACCCUCACUUAACCGAAAAAGAAAUGGUCAGAAUUUGCAAAAUGGCCAAUGCCCACGACUUCAUUAUGAAGCUUCCUAAGGGCUACAACACGGUUAUUGGUGAUGGAGGAGUUCAAUUAUCUGGUGGUCAAAAACAACGAAUUGCUAUUGCACGAACUUUAGCUAGAAAUCCGAAAAUAUUACUUCUGGACGAAGCAACAUCCGCUUUAGAUGCACAAUCAGAGAGCAUCGUUCAAGAAGCCUUAGAUAAAGCUGCAGCUGGAAGGACGACAAUCAUCAUAGCACAUCGUCUCUCCACUAUCCGAAAUGCAGAUAAAAUAGUUGUUUUUGAAAAAGGAAACAUCCUGGAACAAGGAAGUCAUUCUGAGCUGAUUGAAGCUGAUGGACGAUACGCUCAAUUGGUCAAAGCUCAGCAGUUUAAUAAAGAAGAAGAAAAGUCGAAAGAUGAGGAGAUUUCUUUAGAUGAUGAGGAGCCAAUGCUAAAAACUCCUCAAACCGGACGCUUAAGUCGACAAGUAUCGGAAUCGUCCAACUUUGGUCCCGAAGAAUUUGUGAGGGCAACAGAAGAUAACGAUAGCUUUGUCCGAAGUAGUUACCGCAUGUCUAGUACUGGUGCUGCUGGUGUUGACGGUGAAGUUUUUGCUGAAAAAGUUCGCGUUCAGAUGGAAACGGAUGAGAAAGUUGAAGCUGGUCUAUUUACAAUCUACCGUUAUGGACAUGGAAAUUACAUAAAGAUGAUAAUUGCAUUCAGUUUCGCAAUAAUUCGCGGACUGGAAAUGCCGAUUCUAUCAAUUGUGUUUGGCUGGGUCUAUAGCGCAUUCGAAUGGGCUGAUGUCGAUAAUUGGAGGUUACAACAUGAGCUUGUCUUAUGUCUAAUAGCAUUCACUGUAAUUGGAUUAGCUACCUGUACAUUCCAUGCUCUAUCGUCCAUGCUAUUCGGCAGCAUUUCUGAGAAUAUGACAUUGAAGUUCAGGCUAUUAUCGUUUGGAAAUAUUUUGCAUCAGGACGCCGCCUAUUUUGAUAAUCCUCAACAUGCACCUGGUCGUUUGAUAACACGAUUAGCUUCAGAUGCUCCAAACACAAAAGCUGUAAUUGAUGGUCGAAUGAUGUACGUCGUCUUCAAUGUGACGGCAUGGAGUAUCUGUUUGGUUAUCUCGCUGCUAUCAUGCUGGGCAGUAGGCUUAUUGGCUGUCGUAUUGAGCUUAUGUCUGGGAGUCAUUAUGAUCAUACUGGCUCGAACAAUCCAUAUGCGUAAUGUGAAAUUGAUGAGGAAAAAUCCAGCGGGCAAAUUUUCGAUUGAAAUAAUUGAGAAUGUAAGAACAAUCCAAUUAAUUACUCGUGAAAAUUACUUUUUUGGAAAAUAUCAAACAGCAUCCAAAAGUCAAAAACGAGAUGAAAUGUUCAAAGGAUAUUUCGAAGCUAUCAACUAUAGUAUUACUCAAUCAUUCAUCUUCUUUGCUUUGGGAUGUGCAUAUGCUUUAGGCAUUCAUAUUGUUUCAAUGGAUUUGUAUCCAACUGAUAGUGUCUAUCGAGCUAUACUAGCAACUAUGCUUUCCUGUUUAGGAAUUAUGAAUUGCACUUCAUUCUUCCCAGAGUUUGUUAAAGCCAAAACAGCUUCGGGAAUGUUAUUCAAUACAAUCACACGCAAAUCAGCUACGGGAGAUCAUAAGACAGGAGAGAAAUUGAAAUUACGUGGAAAUAUAUUAUUCCAAGAUGUGCAUUUCGUUUAUCCACAACGUCCACAUCAAGCUGUCAUGAGAGGCUUAACAUUCACUGCUCGUAAAGGACAAACUGUAGCUUUAGUGGGACCAUCGGGAUCAGGAAAGAGUACAGUAAUCUCAAUGAUAGAACGUUUCUACGAUACAAUUGCUGGAGCUGUGAGAGUCGAUGGAAAUGACAUUAAGAAGUUGUCAUUGCAUCAUUUGCGUACACAGGUAGCUCUUGUCGGUCAAGAACCGAGAUUAUUCGCUGGAACAAUUCGAGACAACAUCAAAUUCGGAAUGGAAGAUGUGUCAGAGGACCAAAUACGAUUAGCGCUUGAGACGGCAAAUGCCAGCAAUUUCGUCAAUUCCAUGCCACAAGGCUUGGAUACAGAGGUUGGAGAAAAAGGAACACAGUUAUCAGGAGGUCAGAAGCAGAGAAUAGCCAUUGCGCGUGCAAUAGUCCGUGAUCCCGCUGUUCUCCUAUUGGAUGAGGCGACAAGUGCAUUAGACUCGGAGAGCGAACGUGCUGUGCAACAAGCAUUAGACAAAGCCAGAGAAGGAAGAACGUGCAUAACGAUUGCUCAUCGCUUGUCAAGUAUACAAAAUGCUGAUCUCAUAAUUUAUGUUGAAAAUGGUAGAGUAAGAGAAAGUGGAACACAUUCCCAAUUGCUAUCAAAACGAGGAAAAUAUUAUGAACUCAUUCAAAAACAAGAUUUAAGCUCAUGA
Auanema sp. JU1783 is the source of this 3981-nucleotide messenger RNA. The record is from the annotation of a GenBank genome assembly. NCBI's taxonomy places the organism in Eukaryota, Metazoa, Nematoda, Chromadorea, Rhabditida, Rhabditidae.